AGAGAGAUCUGCUGGUGCGGGAGCGGGCGGGGCAUGGGAUGCUCUUCUGCUGUACUUUCUCUUGGCGUUCAGGAGGUUGCCUAGUUACGCUUUAGAGAGCUUUGCAUCAGCUCAGAGUUCGUCUGACAAGUGAGGAAACUGAGGGCAAGAAGUGGAAGACGUAUCAUCUCCUGGGCCACGCAGAUUGCCAAGGAGAGACCGGGUACCGAGACCUCGGGGUCUGCGCUCCCAGGUCUGCUGGAGUGGGUGGUCGUGGGGAGCAAGGGCCCCGCUCCGUCCCCUGCACCCCACGGCACCCCUCGCCGCCGCCGGAGGCUCCCUGGAGGAGGAGCUCCGAACGCGGAGGAGGAGCCAGACUCUGGGAGCCGGGACACCAUUCACCUGGAUAGGAGGCAGAACCAGGGAGGAACCCGUCAGCCAGGUGGGCAGAAAGCUCCGGGAGCAGCCUCAUGGAAGAGAAACAGAUUCUGUGCGUGGGGCUAGUGGUGCUGGACAUCAUCAAUGUGAUGGACAAAUACCCAGAGGAGGACACGGACAGCAGGUGCUUGUCCCAGAGAUGGCAGCGUGGGGGCAACGCAUCCAACUCCUGCACCGUCCUCUCUCUGCUUGGAGCCCCCUGCGCCUUCAUGGGCUCGCUGGCCCCAGGCCACGUUGCCGAUUUUGUCCUGGAUGACCUUCGCCGCUAUUCUGUGGACCUCCGCUACAUGGUCUUUCAGACCACGGGCUCCGUCCCCAUCUCUACAGUCAUCAUCAGCGAGGCCAGCGGUAGCCGCACCAUCCUACAUGCCUACAGCUUCCUGGUGGCUGACUUCAGGCAGCGGGGCGUGGACGUGUCUCAGGUGGCCUGGCAGAGCAGAGGGGAGACCCCGUGCUCUUGUUGCAUCGUCAACAACUCCAAUGGCUCCCGUACCAUUGUACUCUACGACACGAACCUGCCAGAUGUGUCUGCUAAAGACUUUGAGAAGGUUGAGCUGACCCGGUUCAAGUGGAUCCACAUUGAGGGCCGGAAUGCAUCAGAGCAGGUGAAGAUGCUGCAGCGGAUAGAACAGCACAAUGCCAGGCAGCCUCCAGAGGGCAAGAUCCAGGUGUCCGUGGAGGUGGAGAAGCCGCGUGAGGAGCUGUACCAGCUGUUUGGUUAUGGAGAUGUGGUGUUUGUCAGCAAAGAUGUGGCCAAGCACUUCGGGUUCCGGUCAGCAGAGGAGGCCCUGAGGGGCCUGUUUAGCCGCGUGAGGAAGGGGGCCACACUGGUCUGUGCCUGGGCGGAGGAGGGCGCCGACGCGCUGGGCCCUGAUGGACGGCUGCUCCACUCGGACGCUUUCCCACCGCCCCGCGUGGUGGACACUCUGGGGGCCGGAGACACCUUCAACGCGGCGGUCAUCUUCAGCCUGUCCCAGGGAGACCCCGGUUCGAUUCCUGGGUUGGGAAGAUCCCCUGGAGAAGGGAAAAGCACUCCAGUAUUCUGGCCUGGAGAAUUCCAUGGACCGUAUGGGGUCGCAAAGAAUAGGACACGACUGAGCAACUUUCACUUUCACCUUGGGCAGUGCUCUGCGACAAGAGAAGCCACCGCAAUGAGAAACCCAAAGCCCACAACUGGAGAGUAGCCCCUACUUGCCACAACUAGAGAAAGCUCGUCUACAGCAAUGAAGACCCAGUGAAGCCAAAAAUAAAUAAAAUUAAAAACCCCAAAGCCCCAAGGAGCUGGGUCUUCUU
Messenger RNA from Dama dama (fallow deer), 1710 nucleotides. RefSeq names its product ketohexokinase (gene KHK). Lineage: Eukaryota; Metazoa; Chordata; Mammalia; Artiodactyla; Cervidae. Gene Ontology annotation, molecular function: ketohexokinase activity. The transcript has 10 exons. Gene Ontology annotation, biological process: fructose metabolic process. The record is from RefSeq and is a predicted model, not a curated record. The coding region runs from base 450 to 1601 and encodes 383 amino acids.